UUAUACAUUAAAGCACCAAUGCUUUAUAGCAUAGUAAAAGUGUUCCUAUGAAAAUACUAAUUAUUAGCUAUAACUAUUGUUACGCGUAAACGAAUGGCUAACAAUCCGUUACCGUUAUUAACUUUGUAACGGAAAAAUCUACGUCAUCAACCACAUCACCUUCCACGUAAUAUUAAUAUUUAGUUAUAGUUUUCUAACAUUAAAAUUCAAAACAAAAAAUGGAGGGUCAAUGCCCCCCUCAUCUUCUUCCCCAGCCACACCUCCUCCAAUCAAAUCCCUCUGCCUCAAUCCCUCCACCUCCGCCACCUCCUCCUCCUCGAAUCCUUUCAACGACGACCCCGGUGCGAUGUCUCCAGCAGCAAAGUACGCGACGACUAAGAAGGCGAAGUCCCCGAAAGAUAAGGGGAUAAAUUCGUUGAUUUAUCCACAAAGUGGGAAAGCAGCAUCUCGUCGAAUCCCCAGUCAAUCCCUACCGCAUCCCCAGUCUCCUUCAAUUCCUUCUCGCAGCCGCAUCCUUAUUCCAUUCCCCGCCAGGUUUUCUUCGAUUCCAACUGUCAUCCCAGCCAUCCCCUACUUCUCGCUUCGCCGAUGAUGUUGGCAACAGUGAAGCGAUAGCAGGAAGGGAGGAGACGAAAUGUCGAUGGUGGAGGAAGAAGAAGAUUACACCUUUUAGGAUUUUUUUCCCUUCCAUUUUCUUAAUUUUUUAAUAAUUUAUUUUUUAAAACAAAAAAUAUUAUAUGGUUACUGCCAUGUGGGAGCCAUGUCAGCAUCAUCUGACGGAAUUAUUAACAGAGAGUUAACGUUUGGUAAAUAAUUUAUAUUCUGAUAGUUGUGGCUAUUAUUCCCCGCUGCUUAAUAGCUGUGGCUAAUAUAUAGUAUUUACCCUUAAAAGAAUGGCCAUGUUUUAUUGACGUAGCAACACUUCCCUCUCUCUCUUCUCAAUAAUUCAUUUUUCCGCUCCACGUAUUCGCAUUUCCCUCUUGUAUGGCAUCUCCUCUUCAUCAUCAACCAAUUUUCUUUCUUGUAGUUCCAUUCGUAUGCGUUCAUACUCGGCCCUCAAUUCUAGCAAUUGAGAAUUGUAGAUUUCCGAAGUCUCAGCAACACCUUUCCUUUCUUCCUCGCCUUUUGUUUGUCAAGUCCCUCGGGGAGAGUUAAGACGAAGGUUAGACACAUGUGGUAUUAUUUUGGUUCCAAAAUUUCCGUUAAUGCGAUCUUGUCUAUCAAUUUAGAAAAUGGAGGAAAGCGGAUGAAUCUGAUGUCUAGAAGGUGGGUUGUGAAUAUUACAACCCAGGUUGUGACCCAAUGUCAUCCCAUUUGAAUUUGAAAGAUAUUGCUUCAUUGAUCAAGUAUCGGGCUUAUGCUAACGAGGUUCGGAGGGACAAGGAGAUGUUUGCAGAUGGAGGGACGAAAAAGGUUUUUUUUCUAUUGUUUUAUUAUAAAAAGUGUUAGCAACAAAUGAAGAAUAUAUAUAUAAAAUGUCCAAUGGGGUAUUAUUAGUUGACUAUCAAAUGUUUUUCUGGCCGAAUGAUUUCCUUUUGGGUUUUGUAUUCGAUGUUAUAGGAAUGAAUUGGAUACAAAACUGUUUUUUGCUUUAGUAUAUUCACUAGCUUGCAUUUCACCAUCUGCAUCUAUGACAAUUUCUCAAAUUUGGCAAAGUUGAAACUUUAGUGUCCCGUGAAGUAUAAACCAGAAAAUCAAGUGCUCGGUCCAACAAAACAUACUGGUGACAAGCAUUGAAGACCCAAGCACCUGAAUUUCAAAGGCGACCUGUUAUUGCGCGGACACGUGCCCAUUUCCAAUUAAUGAUAUAGGUUCAAUCUGUUAGCAGAUCAUGCCAUUUGCCACGUUGACACAUGCCUACUUGUACAUAACCCAUCUAUCUAUAGUCCCAUGAAGCCCAUGCACGAAGACAACGUUGGACAAUGUUUGCCUCCUAGAGUUCGACCUUUCUUUGUUGUUUUUCAGAUAAAUAGCUUCCGCAGCUGUGAGCAGUAAAUGUACAGUUUGAGAGAAUUAUAAUAUCGGUAUCCUGGAGAGUGUUAAGCUCUCCUGUGGAUUAAUCCAGAUCAUCAGGAAAACCGAGUAAACCGUCUGUGUUCUUAUUUCCUUACUAUUUUUGUUUAGUUUGAUAUUCAUUCUGAUAUACAAACAUGUAUCAGGGCUUCCAACAGUAGAUUUGUCUGUUCCUCAGGUUCGGCUCAGUUCAACGAAUUAUUCCCUGUGGGAGUUCCAGCUCCGAGUGUUAGUUGAAGGAAGGGGCUUACUUGGUAUACUGAAUGGGACUACUGCACCACCUGGCGUGACAAGCCAACUCGAAGGAGAUCACUAUGUGGGCUCAAAACAAUGCAAGAGUGAGGUCAUGGAUGUUGGGAUGCAUCGGUCCGUCGACUUACUUGAGUCUGCGUCUGUUUCCCAUGAUAAACAGGAUGUGGCCAUGGAUUUCAAUACCUAAUAAACCUCAUAAUCAUCC
Messenger RNA from Linum trigynum, 2470 nucleotides. Lineage: Eukaryota; Viridiplantae; Streptophyta; Magnoliopsida; Malpighiales; Linaceae. The record is from the annotation of a GenBank genome assembly.